This is a messenger RNA of Opisthorchis viverrini, 984 nucleotides long. RefSeq lists its product as hypothetical. Lineage: Eukaryota; Metazoa; Platyhelminthes; Trematoda; Opisthorchiida; Opisthorchiidae. The annotation marks the transcript as partial. The record is from RefSeq and is a predicted model, not a curated record. The transcript has 7 exons.
AUGGACGAUAGGGACUAUGACUUUCAGCUUUCAACCCUUGUUUACUCCAAAGUUCCACCAUAUAUGAUACGCUCGUCCUCAAUUCAGAUUAAAAAGAAGGCCAUAAUGGUUAACCCGAUUGCAAUAUUUGGGGAAUCAACGGAAAACGUAUUCAACGAAAACUACUUUGUAGUUUUUGAUGAAGCAAAGUUACCGUCGGCUGGUUGGGCUUCAUCUUCUGAAUGGACAGAUCGUCUAAACAAAUCCUUCUACGUUGGUGAAUAUCUUUUUGGAAUCAAAAGCUGGCAAAUUACAAACACCGCAGCGUUACAGACAACUUUUGAUAUAUCUAAAAACCUGAAACCUGUUUUAGUGUCAGUGAUUCCUGUCACGGUUCGGAUGUCCAAUGAAGAGCCAUCUUUGGAUGAGUUAUCAGACGCAUUCAAAGCAGCAAACUGGAAAAUCUCGAAAGAUGGACAGGUAAAAGUGGGGAUGCGGGCCACACUCGACUUAAUCGAAGAAAAUUUGAUAUAUGGACGUGUUUUUGACGCGGAGUCCGGAAAAGUCCAAGAAGUUACCGCACAAUUUACAAUGAGAGGACUCUCACUGCAAUCAGCCGACCUUGAAGGUAUCAAAGUGGUGAAAUGUGAGGAACAUUUGAACGCUUACAGCCUUAAAGCGUCUUUCGAAUUCUUUAUACCAGUCGGAAGUCAAAGACUUCCCGCCAAGAACUUGCCCAAAGCUCAUUCGACGGAGUACGCCAACAUAAUUGAAUUUAGUGAAAUUUUUUUACGUGAAGACCUGUUACGUGAGCUUCAAUUGCAUACCGCAGUGCUAGCUGUGCAUGUCUCCGAUCUAGUGGUUUCUGACUCGCAUAUCAUGGCAUGUGGAAGCGUUAAUUUUAACACGAUUGAGCUACUAAACAUCCAGACCGAUUUGGAUCAAGAUGAUCUCGUUGGGAGUUUCAAUGACAAAUUUGAAGGGGAAAAGAUCCUGAAACUCCAG